Sparassis crispa is the source of this 258-nucleotide messenger RNA. RefSeq lists its product as hypothetical. Bases 1 to 258 code for a protein of 85 amino acids. The record is from RefSeq and is a predicted model, not a curated record. Lineage: Eukaryota; Fungi; Basidiomycota; Agaricomycetes; Polyporales; Sparassidaceae. The transcript is spliced from 4 exons.
AUGGUGGAUCCGCACGAUGUGGCUACUCGUAUAUCGUCUGGAGACGUCGAGGGCAUAGCAUGUUAUUACUGUGCGGUCGUGUGCUUGCUCUGGUAUGACUACCUCCUCACGUUCAGUGAGGAAGUACAGUAUAUCUGGAAGUCGAGGUUAUCAGUAUCAUCUGUCCUGUUCUAUGUGAUUCGCUACAGCGCGCUAUUGUCGUCAAUAUGUGAAGUCCUUGCGACACAAGGAUGGCUGAAGAACCAUAGAUCUAGGUAA